AUGUCAGAAACCCGUCUGGAUGACGUCAUUGGUCACUUCGAGGUGGCACUGGAGGGGCGCUCCUGCAAAGUACGAACGGAGGAAACAAACUUAGGCAACUUCUGCUCCGAUGUAAUUUUGGCCGCCAUGAACGCCGACUGCGUGAUCCUCAACUCGGGCACCCUGCGCAGUGACCGCGUCCAUCCGGCCGGCGACUUCACCAUGCGUGACCUGGUGACCAUCGCGCCCUUCAUGGACGGGCUGGUGCUGCUUCAGGUCAAUGGCGCCACUCUGCAUCAGGCGCUGGAGAACGCCGUCUCGAUGUACCCGCGCCUGGUCGGCCGGUUCCCGCAGGUGGCCGGCCUGUCGUUCGUCUUUGACCCGGACAAGGAGCCCGGUCAGAGGGUCGACGCCAGGUACGUCAAGGUCGGGGACGUGUUCGUCCAGCCCGGCCACCUGUACAAAUUGGCCACAAAGGAAUACAUGCACCACGGCAAGGAUGGAUUCACCUGUCUGGCCGAGGCCGUGGUGUUGCAAGACGCUGAGAACAGCCCUGUUCUGAGAACGGCCAUCUUGAAUCACUUCGACGCCAUCAACCGGCUGCGUGGCUACUGCGGCGCGCAGGCCGCCUUCAGCGCCCACCGGCAGUCCAUUGUGCCCACGUCUCGCAGAAACAGCCGACUGAAGAGUACCAUGGAGCUCAGUGGCUUCAAGAGGCCAGAGUCCACCCUCCUCAGGCGAAGCAGCACCAGCGUCAUCAACCUGCCGCCAGAGUCUUCGGUGCGGAGGAGGAAUUCGGUGCAGGCGGCCACCGCGCUCACCCCGCACACCAUCAUGGACGCGCUGUACAACAUCGCGGACGACGCGGAGGCGCCGACUGCGCUCCAGCGGGGGCUCGGCGUGCUCAGCCAGCCGGCUGUGGCGGGCUCGCUGAAGGCUCGCCGCCUGGAGCACGACGUGGAGGAGUUGGAGAGCCGGGCGGCGCGGCUGGCUCCUGCGGUGGGAGAACAGGAUCUGCAUCGCCACGCCCCAGGUGUUGGAGAGGGUCCAGGCUGAGCGAAACCUGGUGGACCUGGUGAACCGCGAUGACAGUGACAGCUGACCAAUGAUCUGUCAGGCGCGUGACCUCGGCGACCGUCACAUGCACGUCUCGCCGGCCGCAGACCCCGACCUGACCUGCCCUCUCCUGUCCGUGCACUGCCACGCAGAGGCGGCAGCCGUCCAGUCCUCGGAAGGAUCGACACGAACUGGAUACGGAGGGGAGCAGUGACUCCCUGGGCUUCAGGAUACAUUGCUGCGGAGUGCGAUAGCCAAUCGCCAUGCCGUUUUUGGAUGUGCUGUUUAUCUGGGAGUUUGGGAUGCGGUGUCAAGAGCGCUCAAUGUGCAUAUAUCCAUUCGGACAUCAUAGCAUAAUGGUGUUUUCCCGCCGUUGGCAUGAGAGCCUGCACCACACAUCCCGAUGUGCCUUAAAUAUAUACCGCUUUGGGUUGGUGCAUGAUCCCCGAUGUAUACCGUUAUUGCUCAACCAAAUGUUUGGUCAUAGACGAAGCCGUGCUUCCUCAUGGUAUAUUGUUAUAUUAUCGCCCAGGUGACGGCUCCAUCUUGUUAGUUAUGUCUCCGUUCAGUCUAAUAUCGUGAGUGUUGUUGCGAAAUAUAGCGCGUCACUAGAA
Messenger RNA from Pollicipes pollicipes, 1649 nucleotides. RefSeq lists its product as uncharacterized. The transcript has 9 exons. NCBI's taxonomy places the organism in Eukaryota, Metazoa, Arthropoda, Thecostraca, Pollicipedomorpha, Pollicipedidae. The coding region runs from base 1 to 1035 and encodes 344 amino acids. Gene Ontology annotation, molecular function: hydrolase activity. Gene Ontology annotation, biological process: nucleotide catabolic process. The record is from RefSeq and is a predicted model, not a curated record.